Lithohypha guttulata is the source of this 1506-nucleotide messenger RNA. RefSeq lists its product as uncharacterized. Gene Ontology annotation, biological process: L-phenylalanine catabolic process. The transcript is spliced from 4 exons. Bases 1 to 1506 code for a protein of 501 amino acids. Gene Ontology annotation, molecular function: homogentisate 1,2-dioxygenase activity. The record is from RefSeq and is a predicted model, not a curated record. Lineage: Eukaryota; Fungi; Ascomycota; Eurotiomycetes; Chaetothyriales; Trichomeriaceae. Gene Ontology annotation, cellular component: cytoplasm.
AUGACGGGUAUCACCCGCCUUCGCGAAGCUAUUGUCAAGCACAAGGAAAACAAAGAUAUCAACAUCAAAUACAAAACACCACUGACUGUUCGCAAUAUCAACACGUUCGUCGACGAACAAGCUAUUGACGAUGCCUGUAACCCACUUCGAAGUGACCGAAAGAAUUCACCUCAACGAGCGCCGCACGGCCUCUAUACCGAGAAGCUGUCUGGCACCGCCUUCACAAGCCCUCGGCACGAGAAUCAACAGUCAUGGCUGUAUCGCAUCCUUCCCACGUCGAGCCACGAUAACUUUGAACCUGUAGCGGAAACUUCAGAACAAGUUCUUCCCUCUCCCUCUCCAAGUUUCGGCAAACAUUUCAACGCCAUCCCAAACCAACUACGAUGGGAUCCUUUCGACUUCGACAAAGAAGCAUCCUGGAUCCGCUCGUUGCAUCUGGUCGCAGGAGCUGGAGAUCCGACCAUGAAACAAGGUAUUGGCAUGUACAUCUACACUGUGGGGUCGGAUAUGCCGGAGAAGAGUGCAUUUUACAGUGCAGAUGGAGACUUCCUCAUCGUACCUCAGCACGGAUCGCUUGAUAUCAGAACAGAACUCGGCAACCUGCUGGUCCGACCCAUGGAAAUAUGCGUCAUCCCUCGAGGCAUUCGAUACCACGUCAAGUUGGUAAACAACGAGCCAGCUCGAGGAUACAUCCUGGAACUCUACCAGGGUCACUUUCAGCUGCCUGAACUAGGUCCCAUCGGCUCAAAUUGUCUGGCCAAUGCAAGAGACUUCCAGAUCCCCAAAGCCUCCUUCAUUGAGGACUACGAAAACACCGCAUGGACUGUCUACGGUAAAUUCGACGGCAAAUUGUUUGAAGCCAAACAGCAUCACACUCCCUUUGAUGUAGUCGCAUGGCACGGUCUGUACUAUCCAUACAAGUAUGACCUGGGACGAUUCAAUACCAUUGGAUCUAUUUCGUUUGAUCAUCCCGACCCAUCAAUCUUCACAGUCCUGUCAGCACCGUCACUUCCCCAUGGACAAGGUACUGCUGUCGCAGACUUUGUCAUUUUCCCUCCACGAUGGCUAGUGGCAGAAGGUACUUUCCGCCCACCAUGGUAUCACCGAAACACAAUGUCAGAAUUUAUGGGUCUGAUUGCUGGUAACUACGAUGCCAAGGGUGCUGGCAAAGGAGGAUUCCAGCCUGCUGGGGCAUCACUACACAAUACCAUGAGUGGGCACGGACCUGAUAUGCAGACCUACGAGAAGGCGAGCACGAUGGAGCUGACCCCUGCCAAAGUCGGCGAGGGCAGCAUGGCUUUUAUGUUUGAAAGUUGUCUUAUGGUUGGCGUUACUGAAUGGGGCUUGAAGACUUGUGCUAAAGUCCAGGAGGACUACAAUGCACACAGCUGGACACCACUGAAGGUUCAUUGGAAGAACCCCAACUCACGAGGUGUCAGCAAUGGUGAGCAAAAGAACGGCGUUGGCGAUGGCAAGGAUGCCAGCAGUAUUCAUGUGACUAAAUAG